Molecule: messenger RNA, 1701 nt
Organism: Aspergillus affinis
Lineage: Eukaryota; Fungi; Ascomycota; Eurotiomycetes; Eurotiales; Aspergillaceae
Exons: 4
Coding region: 1-1701 (566 amino acids)
Source: RefSeq, a predicted model, not a curated record
AUGCGAACAGGGAAGAACCGCAGGCACCGGACAGGCCCCGUCCGGAGCAAGAGCACGGUUCCAACCAGGCCAUCGAUCUCCCUGUCCAAUCGACCAGAGCCGAUGAAAAGUGAGCCGAACAAGAUAAUCACGACCAAGGCGAUGAUACCAACCUGUACGACAAUCCCACCUCUGCUACGCCUGCUCCUCCCAUCGAUCUAUGUCGAUCUAUGGGCUAUAGCCGACCAAGAUGUGAGGAAGAAUGCUCAACUGAACAAGAUCCUGACGGCCUCGGCUGAGAUUCUUGCUUCCAAACACGGCUUGGAGUUCACAGACACAGACACGGAUCGCGCACAACUUUGCAACUUCUUCGACCGUAAAGCGCAGCAAAUUGAGGAUCAAAAGUGGGUAUUUCGACUGGGAGAGCAUACCUUUGAAGUUCGAGAGCAGCUCGUUCGGGUAUCUAAAAAGUCCUUAGCGCCGAAAGACAUUAUCACGGCUGGUGCAAGUGCGAGUCCACCGGCUGCAAUUGCCUGUGCCGCGCUUACAACUUGCUUUGCAGGUCUCGAGUCGACUUCUGCCUUAAUCCCUCGUCUUUGUUUCACGGAAAGCCUCUACCUUGAACCACAAGCAAAGGUAUCGAUCGGCUUUCUGGGCAAGCUUCAAGAGACUUUUGUCUCUGUAUAUUCGAAGAUACUUGAGUUCCAGGCUCGAGCGGUCUGCUAUCUGCACAGAUACUCGAUCUCCCAGGCUUUGGGAGAUAUCUUCGAUCGGGAUGGGUGGAACGAUCUUCUCAAAGACUUUGAGAGGUUCGAAACCGAGACAAAUCGGUUCGCAUCUCUCAUUGCAGAUGCAGAAUCGCGCGAAAGACACCAACAGCUGCUACGUCGAAUUGAUUCGAUUUUGAGCGCCUUGGGUGAACGUGAAAUGUGGGCCAUAACAUCGGCUCGAAACGAGAAACCUCACCUCUUAACGGAUUCAGUUCUAGCUAAGGGGGAUAUUGAUGGUGAUGAGCUCGUCCACUCCUUUUCCACGCUAUGGGGAAUUCUCAAUACUGCGUCAGUCAAUGAAAAGGCCGAAGAGAUUCUUUGCAUUCUGGAUUCAUUAGACGAGUGUGCAGAAGAUGAUCGCAAGCGACUCAUCAGAGCAGUCAACGAGUUUUACUUGGGCCGCCAAGACAGCAAUAAGCUCAAACCAGCUAUCAUUCAUCUGAGUGGGGAGGGGGAGAAAGAAACACACAAGAUUUCAGACGAAAUAAAUCUUGUCAUCAAGAAACGAGCAAAGGACAUUCGCGAACAAAGAAACCUAGAAGUUGACGAAUACGAACACCUUGUCAGUCAAAUUACUGCAGUCGAAAACAGAACCUAUUUGUGGGUUAGCCUUAUAUUGGACGUCCUGGAGAACAUGCCGGCUUUCACAAAAGGCAAUGUCCGUCGAGCAAUACACAAUCUGCUCCAAACUGUUGACAGCGCAUAUGAAAGAAUAUUGCAGCGAAGCUCUGAUCUUCAGAAGGCCAGAGGUCUUCUUCAUCUCAUUACGGCUGCGAUGGAGCCUCUCUCGCUUGGAGCGAUGUCUCUUGCUCUUGCUCUUGCUCUGGCGUCGGAGUCAGGCCACCAAGCUCCUGUCAAUAUAAGAGAUGAGAUUGAGCCGGAAUAUCGCUUUAAAAGGACUUUAAGAGACCUCUGCGGUCUCUUCCUGGUCGUCGUAGAUGGCAAAAUCUAG